AUGAACGUUCCCCUGAACGAUGGGGCCAGUAUUCUCACAGGUGCAACCCUCAACGAUCAUGACAUUCUCGUGUACCUCGGCACUGCCAGUCUGAAGGAUCAUUGGCGAUUGAAGAUGAUCGCGACCAUGCGCUGGCCCCACAGGGUGCCCACGGUCCCGAUCGGUUGGGCAGAGGCGUGGGAAGUGGCCAAGGAGGAAGAUCCGCGGGUUCAGAUGCUCUCCGAUCUACUGAACGAGGCACUGGAUAAGGCAGGCCUGACAGAUGCCAAUUCCGCUUACCCGGAGAGAUGCUCCGUACUUGGGCUGCUCGCAGACCACGAUCUACCUGACCGCGGUCAAGUCGACGAAGAGACCGGCAUGGUGCAAUCGGCAAUCAUCGACGCGCACCAGCACCAGGAGGGUGGUUGCAUCAGUCACGCAAAGCGCUCGCGAAGCCGCCCGAAGAGCUCUUGGGAGACCCGGUCAACAGGGUUGAUGGCAGCCUAUCUCCGCCCCAUGAUUGCUCCCGCCCCUGCUGCACCGACCGAUGCGGAAUUGUGA
This is a messenger RNA of Dioszegia hungarica, 540 nucleotides long. RefSeq lists its product as uncharacterized. Bases 1 to 540 code for a protein of 179 amino acids. The transcript is spliced from 4 exons. NCBI's taxonomy places the organism in Eukaryota, Fungi, Basidiomycota, Tremellomycetes, Tremellales, Bulleribasidiaceae. The record is from RefSeq and is a predicted model, not a curated record.